AAGGAGAUUGCUUCAGGUCCUGAAUACUGGAUCAGCUUAUGUGCAACCUACAACAUUAUCUCCGCCUGGCCGGAUCGCUGCUCUGAACCUGGAAGGCUAUCGGGAACUCCCGCUCGCCUGUCCUGUCUGCAUCUGCAGUUGCCUCUGUGGGCCUCAUGACUGCAGCCCUGCCCGCUCACCCUCUCUCCGCCUCUCUUCAGAACUGAGCAUGCAGAGUUCAGAGGGUGCAGCGGACUCACCAGCUUCUGUGACUCUGUGUUCGUCAGCGGCCGCCCAGGCGCCUGUGGCCCAGCCAGUGCCAGCCUCCCCGCAGAGGGUGCUGGUCCAGGCAACGGGCUCGGCUUCCAAAGGGGCCCAGAUGCAGCCAAUCUCCCUCCCCAGAAUCCAGCAGGUGCCACAACAGGUCCAGCCUGUACAACACGUGUACCCAUCCCAAGUGCAGUACGUGGAAGGCGGAGACGCCGUCUACACGAAUGGUGCCUUGCGGACGGCCUAUGCCUAUAACCCCGAGCCUCCAAUGUAUGCUACAAGCAGUGCAGCAUCUUACUUCGAGGCCCCGGGCGACGCCCAGGUGACCGUGGCAGGCUCCUCGCCGACAGCAGUCCCCUCCCACACCAUGGUGGGCAUCACCAUGGAUGUCGGGGGGAGCCCCAUUAUCUCCAGCACAGGAGCCUAUCUCAUCCACGGGGGGAUGGACAGCACCAGACACUCGCUGGCCCACACUUCCCGGUCGUCUCCAGCAACGCUUGAAAUGGCGAUUGAAAACCUCCAAAAAAGCGAAGGGAUCACAUCACACAAAAGCGGUUUACUCAACAGCCAUCUCCAGUGGCUGUUAGAUAACUACGAAACCGCUGAAGGCGUCAGUCUCCCCCGAAGUUCUCUUUAUAACCAUUACCUUCGGCACUGCCAGGAGCACAAGCUGGACCCUGUGAAUGCCGCCUCCUUUGGGAAACUGAUUCGCUCCGUGUUUAUGGGCCUGAGGACCCGGCGGCUGGGUACCAGGGGCAACUCAAAGUAUCAUUACUAUGGGAUCCGUCUAAAGCCGGACUCGCCCCUGAACCGGCUGCAGGAGGACACCCAGUACAUGGCCAUGCGGCAGCAGCCUGUGCAUCAGAAACCGAGGUACCGGCCAGUCCAGAAGUCGGACAGUCCUGGGGACAAUGGCUCGCACAGCAGCCUACACAGCACGCCAGAGCAGGCCAUGGCCGCCCAGAGCCAGCACCACCAGCAAUACAUAGAUGUCUCCCACGUCUUCCCGGAGUUCCCAGCACCUGACCUGGGCAGCGUCUUGCUGCAGGAGAGCAUCACGCUUCAAGACGUCAAGGCCCUGCAGCUGGCCUAUCGGCGGCACUGUGAGGCAACUUUAGAUGUCGUGAUGAACCUCCAGUUCCACUACAUUGAGAAGCUGUGGCUUUCCUUCUGGAAUGCUAAAGCCUCCUCCAGCGACGGCCCUGCCUCUCUACCAGCCAGUGAUGAGAUUCCCGAAGCCACCAUCCUCCCGAAGGACAAGCUGGUGUCUCUGUGUAAAUGUGACCCCAUCCUUAAGUGGAUGAGGAACUGUGACCACAUCCUCUACCAGGCCCUGGUGGAGGUCCUCAUCCCCGACGUGCUGCGGCCAGUACCCAGCACCUUGACACAGGCCAUUCGUAACUUUGCCAAGAGCUUGGAAGGCUGGUUGACGAACGCCAUGAGUGACUUCCCACAACAGGUUAUCCAGACUAAGGUCAGCGUGGUCAGCGCCUUCGCCCAGACCCUGCGGAGAUACACAUCCCUCAACCACCUGGCACAGGCGGCCCGGGCCGUACUUCAGAACACUUCCCAGAUCAACCAGAUGCUCAGCGACCUCAACCGCGUGGACUUUGCCAACGUGCAGGAGCAAGCCUCAUGGGUGUGCCAGUGCAAGGAGAGCGUGGUGCAGCGGCUGGAGCAGGACUUCAAGCUGACCCUGCAGCAGCAGAGCUCCCUGGACCAGUGGGCCAGCUGGCUCGACAACGUGGUCACGCAGGUCCUGAAGCAGCAUGCGGGCAGCCCCAGCUUCCCCAAGGCCGCCCGGCAGUUCCUGCUGAAAUGGUCCUUUUAUAGCUCCAUGGUGAUCCGAGACCUCACCCUGCGCAGCGCUGCCAGCUUCGGCUCCUUCCACCUGAUACGCCUGCUGUAUGAUGAGUACAUGUUCUAUCUGGUGGAGCACCGCGUCGCCAAGGCAACCGGGGAGACACCCAUUGCCGUGAUGGGAGAGUUCAACGACCUCGCCUCCCUGUCACUGACACUGCUGGACAAAGAUGACAUCAGUGAAGACCGGAGCAGUGAGGCCGAUGCGGAUGCCCGCAGCUUGGGUGAGCCCCUGGUAAAACGGGAGCGCAGUGACCCGAACCACUCCCUGUAGGGUAUGUAGCACUGAGGCCCUUCCCCAGGCCUGCCUGGCCUCCUCGAGCUCCACAACAGUCGUGCCUCUUACAUGAAGUGACCUUGACUCUGACUCACAGGAUCCCAGGGCAUGUGCACCCUGAAAGGACAUGCUAUUCCUCCCCAAGAAAACUGUUGUUCGCCACGGCUGAAGGUUACACCUGGUUCUGAGUACCUGAGUGGCUCCCCUGGGGGUCACCCGGAUCAUCUUUUCCUCCUGACUGUCUUAGUUCUCCCGUCUGCUGGACUGUGACCUUCAGGCCACUUCCACACACCCCGCCGAGCUGGAAAGACCGAGCUGGGCAGGUCAGCACCUCUGCGUUGGGCUUCUCCAUUCAGCUCAGUCCAGUUUUCACCGUGAUUUUUAAAACUCAGGCAGAUCCCAGGAAGGAAGGGUGUCUCAUAGCUGUUGGUCAGUCCCACACUGACCUCGUCCACGGAGACCCUGCUCUGGUGCCCCUGUGAUGGAAAGGCGUGUCUCCGCACUGCACCCCAUGGCCUCUGGUAGACAGGCUGUCCUCGGCCUCCUGUCCUGUGCUGAAGCAGGGAGGUCCCAGGGCCCCACUUCUAGACUCCAAAGGUCCACAGUGUGUCUCUAGAUGGCAGGCAGCCCAUGGGCCCAUGUGGCUCAAAGAACAAGUCACAGAAAUAGGCCCGCUGUGUCUAAGAAUUAACACCAGAAGGAUUACCAGCACCAGGAAGGACUGUGGGUCUGUCCAAGGUUACAGCCAACAUGAAGCCAACCGCUGAGUCUGCAGUGCGUCUGAUCCAAGGGGGCCAAGGCAGUCAGUGUUCCAGUGGUGCAUUCAGAAGCCCGCCAUCCCGCCAAAUCUGCACCAAUAGCCAUGCCUGCAGUGUGGCCCACAGAAUCUUCGAGAACGCCUGCCUUGGAAUUGGUGAUCCUGGAGAACGGUGACCCUGGGCAGGUCCCAUCUUGAACUGUUUGAAGUUGAGAUCUUUUCUGGGGACAAACAAAUCCCAAGGACUUGGACAGCCCUGAACUUUAAACUCCCAAUCUGUGUCCCAAAUAGCAACACGCACUUGGUUGCUCCGUGUGAGAGUCCUGUCCCAAAAGCAACUGCAAAGAAAGACAAACCUCUAGUCUAGGAAGCGCCAUCUAAUGCAAUGCAAAUGUUUCUCUCUUUGGAAAUAUCUUUAUACCAAUAGUUCUGUGCUCCUAUUGUUAUUAGAACAUUUCUUAAUAAUGUAUAUUGCAGUAUAUUUGGUCCCCAAUAUUUUAUCUCAUUCAUGUCAAGCAGGAGCGCUGGGCCCACCUCGGCCCUCGCCAGGUGUGCGGGGUGGUGGUGGGGGAGGAAAUGGCAAGAGACUCGCUGACUGUAGAAACCCCAAGUCCAUGAUGAUCACAAUGUUUGUCUGGGCUUAGCGUUCAAGACUUAGAUGAAAUCAGACAGAAAGAAUGUCUUUAAAUAUACACCUCCUCUGCUGGAAGGCCCUGAAGCCCACGGGGCAUGCACUGUGAUGGCCUCUUCUUUCCCAGGGUCAGCUGGGUUCUGCCUUAGGCUCUGCCGUGUCCUUUGCAGGAUUCCACGAGGAGGACUACAAAUGACAGUAAAGACACGAGUCUUCCGAGCCCGUUCUCGUUUUUCAUCGCAGUAAACACAUUAAGCAUACCCAUUUGGGGGUCACAAUCCACACUCCAGCCCCCUCCCACCCCAGGGUGCUGGAGGGUAGAUGCUCCCUCCCAGCCUGCUCGGAACAGCAGCUUGGAGAAGGAGCAAUGUUCUUCAAGCUUCACUUAGCAAGGCCAGUCCAGGGCCAAAGAUGGCAAGAAACAAUUCCUAGCACAGGAUGGUCGAGGCCAUUUGUAAACAGAGUAAAUUCAUUCAAAUAUUACAGAAUAAAUCCACACUCCAGCCACUGAAGCAGCCCACCAGUUGUUCUCAAGGUUUAUUCGGGGGCGGGGGCGGGGGAGGGGCGUGGCGGCUGGCAAAUCCAGAAUCUCCUAAGAACCAAUGCUAGAGCUUGUUCCAAAAUCGCCAAUCCCUGGGCCCCAGCUGAAGAAAGCCUGCCUCUUGGGAUUGGGCUGGAUCUGGGAAUCCAUAUUAUGACCACCACUUCCCAGGGGAGUGUGACACAGGGGAUCAUAGGACUUUGAAGAAACCCUGCAGAGAGCAAUGCCAUUCUUGAUCAGCCUCCCCUAAAAGCAGCUUCUCACUGCCAGGCCAGUACCCCACAUGCCCCCAGGGAUGCUCGGCCUUAGGCCCCAGAGCAGGCCUCUGUCCCAGGAAGUGGCCCUGGGCCAUGGGUCCCUUCUAGAAUCCUCUAUGAUGGGGCCUCCAGGUGACACUAAAAUUGUCCAUCACUUCCUUGGGCUGGGACUCCAGGGUCUGUGCUUGUCUUAAUGCUCUUCUGUCACUAUCUUGAAAUUCUUAAUUUUGGAACAAAGGGCCUACAUUUUCAUUUUCACUGGGCCCCACAAAUUCCAUGGCUGAUCCUGGUGAACUCCCUCUUCUUCAGGCCCUGACUCUGUGCUGAUUCCCUGCCAGUCUCACAGAACCCAGACUCGCCCCUACCCUCUGGUGAUUCACAAUUUCAGCUACUUAGCAGCAAUAGCUCUUGCACCAAACAGCGCCGCCCCCGCCCCCGCCCCGCCUUCCCCUUCAGAGAAACAGGCUGGGUGUUGGGUGGCAGGGUCCCUGGAGGAGAAUCGGGCCCUGCCCUUGGGGUCUGAGUGGCUGGUGAAGGAUUGAACAUGGGUGGUGCCUACGUGAUUACUGCCCCAGGAGUCAGAGAGAUGAGCAAGGGAACCUGCUGAAGUCCCACAGGCUGCCAAGUUUCUUGGAGGGCCCACUGGGUAAGGGCUCUGGGAAGCAGGCAUUGCACAAUGGAGGGAACCUAGUCCUACCAAGAGCCUCUGGGAGCUUCUGCCUAAUCACAGGAGCUCCACAAUAGAUACUUUGGUCUGAUCUCCUCUUUUGGACAAUCUUCCAAGGCAGGUAUUACCCCGAUUGUGCACAUGGGGAAAUUGAAGCUGCUGGCUGGAAUGCAGACAUGAUGGCUGGAGCACCAACAGCCAUCUUGGAUCUUGAGGUGGAUGUUAUCUAAUAAGGAUGGCAAAGCAAUGUGACAGAAGGAGCCUGGGUCCCUGGUGAUCAUUAUAGCUUUAAUGGCCCCAUCAGAAUUCAAUAAGCCACAGUUGGGGGGAAAGGGAGUGCAGGAGGACCCAUAGAUGCCCCUACACACCCCACUGCAGGUGUUAACUCUUGUCUGCCUUGCUCAAGACUAUUUCCCAAUUCUAGCACACUGUAUGCUCAGCAAACAUUUAGUGAAUGAGUGAGUGAGUGAAUUAAUGAAUGAAGAAGGCCUCUGGGAGAAGAUACUAUUCCUGGGGAUUAUGGGAAGGUAGAGGAAAGGAGAGAAAAUGUGGAGGAAUGAUGAGGAAUAGACAAAGCGAAACUUGGGAGGCCACCAUCAGAAUUUUUAAAGCUGGACUGAUUCUGGAAGGAUGGAUUAAACAUGAAGAAACUGGAAGCAAGGAGGUCAACUAGGUACUUGUUAAAGUCUACAAGGGAGGCUCUAGGGGCUGAACUGGAGUGUGGUAGGGGAAGGGGAAAAGAGGGCCGAGGCCUGCUAGAGCCACUGUCCAGCGGCAGGCCGAGUGGGUUAUAAAAUCAUGCUUGUGACUUAGGAUCCGUUUAGUUUUCUUUUUAAUGGACUAAGAAAAGAUCAGGAGUGUCAACAUAAUAAAAAUAAGCAUGGCUUUA
This is a messenger RNA of Myotis brandtii (Brandt's bat), 6128 nucleotides long. RefSeq names its product regulatory factor X, 2 (influences HLA class II expression) (gene RFX2). Lineage: Eukaryota; Metazoa; Chordata; Mammalia; Chiroptera; Vespertilionidae. The transcript has 19 exons. Gene Ontology annotation, molecular function: RNA polymerase II cis-regulatory region sequence-specific DNA binding; DNA-binding transcription factor activity, RNA polymerase II-specific. Gene Ontology annotation, biological process: regulation of transcription by RNA polymerase II. Gene Ontology annotation, cellular component: nucleus. Bases 209 to 2383 code for a protein of 724 amino acids. The record is from RefSeq and is a predicted model, not a curated record.